AUGCGAGCCAUCUGGUCCCGGGCAACGUCGAACCCGGGUACCUGCAGAUGCAUCUCAUGCGUCUCGUUCUCCGGCGCUCUCGCUAGGCGCAGCGGGCAGACUGCUCUUCGCCGCACGCGGGCAAUCGGCACACCUACGUCGACCUUCGUAUACACGACCAUAUUCGCUGCGGGGCUGGCCAUCGAUGCGAGAGCGAAAGCCGCUCGGAACACACAAUGGGAGAAGGCCUUUUCCUCACUAGCCCAAUCUACUGGUGACGGGCCGCCGGUAGACGGAGCGAAAAACAUAGACACGGCGACUGAUUCUGUGACCUUGGGGCAUGGGUACCAUGGCUUGACCUUUGAUGAUCUUCCGGACGACUUCGACUGGAGCGCAUUGGAGCGUAUUGUAGGCAUGGAAUUGGAUGAGGAUCCAAUCUUGGAAAAUCAAGAAAUCCGGUCACAAAUUCGCGAUUACGCUGAGCUGGAAGACCUGCGGUUCGACUCGAGGUUCCCAGGUAUGCAGCUUCUGGAGUUCCCAACAAAUACCGGUCCUGAGCUUAUACGCUACAACUUGCCGCCCCAGUCCUUGUGGGCGCCAGACGCACUACGCGUAAACGCCCUACAAAGGCGACACUCGUGGAAGAAGCUGGCCAUGCAGGAACUCUCCACCGGUCUCCUUAUACACGAACUACUGCACAAAAACAAUGUGCCUAGAUUCGACAAGGCUUGGGAGGUGGAUUCCGACAAUUUGUCACAGCAGAUCCAGGACGUCAUAGCCAUGAAUGCUGUGGAGCGUGAGCAAGCGCGCCAAAACAUCCUAGAGGCUCUUGAAAACCUCCAUCAGAUUCCUGUUGAUAGUCCGCCAGACGUGAUUGCUCAAGCUCGAAUUCACCCAGAUCAUCCAGGAAUUCCGGAAUAUUAUCAGGACGUGGAUGGAGACUUUUACGCUAUCACGAUCCAAAUGAAUCAGAGCAUCCAAAAGCUGUUUGAAAGCGACGUACACGGUAACGACCGCAAAGAAGCUGUCGUGCUUGCAAAGAUCUGUCACAACCUCCUCGUUUCAUCGGCCUCACCGGACUUACAGACAUUCAACACUUUGCUGGUAGGUUUUCGACAGUGGCGACGUCGAAACCUCAUAGAUUGUGUGAUACCCGCCCUGAACUACAACAAGAUUCGUCCGAACGAGAUUACCUGUCGAGAAAUACUCAAUCACUACGCGUCCCUGAGGCAUGGAAACCCUGAAGACUUUUCGAGGUUUGUCGCCAGGAUGAGAGGUGUAGGCGACGGGCUUAUGCUCGCAACUCCCAAAGUCAACGUCAACGAAGCCAGUCAUGGCCGGCUCGUGAGGGUAGAUGAAAAGAAGGUCUACCAGAAGGUCCACCCAACACCCAUGGUAUUUAGUUCCCUCAUAACUGGUGUCAUGCGAUUCGCAGGGUUCGACCGAGCGCUUGACAUCUACUACGAGAUGAAAGCGGACGGCUGGGGUCUCGACGUUCAAGGUCUGACGAGAAUGCUCAACGACUGUCUCCGCCGCGCGGACUGGGAAGGGGGCCUAUACAUUUGGGGGGAGAUUAGCAGCAUCAAGACUAGAGUGAAUCAUGAAGACAUGACCAAAGCAUACGGUCAAAUGAUAGGCUUGUGCUCCAUUACCGGCAACACGGUCGCCUUCAACCAGAUCCUGACAGACAUCUCUACCGAAGGCUUCGACCGUGAGAAGAUCCUCAACCUCGCCUCAAGAAACGAACAUGUGGCAAAGAAGAAGAAACUGCAGCUCGCUCCCGCUUGGGUUGCAGAUAACGUCAUGAUUGCCGCUUCCGCCUACAUCAAGGACACAAGAGACGCGGAUGUAAAGGAUGCGCUAGAAGGCAUAGACGGGGACGAUAACACUACAUUCGUUCAAGGCGAGCCUGACGAUUCUGACGCGCAUGAUGCAGCUGGUUCAACGGAGGAUAUCGCGGAUAACACAGCCGACCCUAAGGAGGUUUGGGCGUCAUGGUUGGAGCGGGAGUUUGGAGAAAGACCGAAAGAUCCGGAGCCUUAG
Alternaria incomplexa is the source of this 2022-nucleotide messenger RNA. RefSeq lists its product as uncharacterized. The coding region runs from base 1 to 2022 and encodes 673 amino acids. The record is from RefSeq and is a predicted model, not a curated record. Gene Ontology annotation, molecular function: protein binding. The transcript has a single exon. NCBI's taxonomy places the organism in Eukaryota, Fungi, Ascomycota, Dothideomycetes, Pleosporales, Pleosporaceae.